This is a messenger RNA of Struthio camelus australis, 1020 nucleotides long. Lineage: Eukaryota; Metazoa; Chordata; Aves; Struthioniformes; Struthionidae. The record is from RefSeq and is a predicted model, not a curated record.
AUGGCAUCUCACAGGACCGCACCGCCUCGCCUGCCCCUUCACCGCCCCGCACUGCUAUCACCACCGCACCGCACCGCGCCUCACCACGUUGCACCUCACCACGUUGCGCCUCACCGCAUCUCACCUUGCCGCAUGUCACCUCACCUCACCACGUCGCACCUCACCUCACCACGUCUCACCUCACCUCACCGCACCUCACCUCACCUCACUGUACCUCACCUCACUGUACUGCGCCUCACCGCAUCUCACCUCACCGCAUCUCACCUUGCCACAUAUCACCGCACCGCACCUCACCUCACUGUACCACAUUGCAUCGCACUGCAUCGCACCUCACCACAUCUCACCUCACCACGUCGCACCUCACUGUACCGCAUCGCACCGCACCUCACCUCACCUCACCGCAUCUCACCUCACCACAUCGCCCCUCACUGUACCGCACCGCACCUCAUCUCACCUCACUGCAUCUCACCUCACCACAUUGCGCCUUACUGCGCCUCACUGGAUCUCACCUUGCCGCAUAUCACCUCACCGUACUGCACCUCACCUCCCUGUACCAUGUCACACCCCACCUCACCAUGUCUCACCUCACCUCAGUGUGCCGCAUCGCACCUCACCUCACCGCCCCUCACAGCAUAUCACCACCACACCGCAUCGUGCGCCUCACGUCACCGCACAGCGUCGCACCUCACCACGUUGCACCUCACUGCAUCUCACCUUGCCGCAUGUCACCUCACCUCACCACGUCUCACCUCAGCGCACUGCACCUCACCGCACCGCACCGUACUGCACCACACCGCAUCUCACCUCACCACAUCGGCCCUCACUGCGCCUCAUCACAUCUCACCUCACCGCAUCUCACCUUGCCACAUAUCACCGCACCGCACCUCACCUCACUGUACCACAUCGCACCGCAUCGCACCUCACCACAUCGCGCCUCGCAGCACCACACCACACCUCACCUCACCGCGCCGCAUCUCACCGCCCCUCACCUCGCUGCAUCUUGCCCAGCCGCCUCGUUGA